GUUUAACCCCAAGAAAAAAAAACACACACACACAGUGAAGGUAUAUCUGUGUGCCCCAAACCUCUAUUUUAUCUAUAACCCCCAUAAUCCAUUUUCCCCCACCACCACCACCACAGAGAAUUCAACAAGCAAGAGAGAGAGAUAGAGAGAGAAAACACUCAUGGGAGAGGAAGAAAAGAAGCCGGAGGAGAAGAAACCGGAGGAAUCAGCCAAGAAAGAAGAGUCCGCCCCGUCGGCCGAUAAGCCGCCGCCGCCGCCGCAAGAUGUGAAGAAGGAGACGGAGGCGGAGAAGAAGAAACCCGACGAAUCCAAGGCGGCGGAAACGCCACCGCCACCGCCACCGCCGCCGCAGGAAAUCGUCCUGAAGGUGUUCAUGCAUUGUGAGGGGUGCGCUAGAAAAGUCCGGCGGUGCCUCAAAGGCUUCGAAGGUGUGGAGGAUGUAAUAACGGAUUGCAGGACAAGUAAAGUGGUUGUGAAAGGUGAAAAAGCAGAUCCACUCAAAGUUUUGGACCGGGUUCAGCGUAAGAGCCACCGCCAGGUCCAGCUUAUCUCCCCCAUCCCCAAACCUCCGCCGCCGCCGGAGGACAAGAAAGAAGACGCGCCGCCGCCCAAACCUGAAGAGAAGAAAGAAGAGCCACCUGUGAUUACUGUGGUGUUGGGAGUGUACAUGCAUUGUGAAGCUUGUGCUCAAGAAAUCAAGAAACGAAUUCUCAGAAUGAAAGGUGUUGAAAGUGCAGAGCCAGAUCUCAAGAGCUCACAGGUGGCGGUGAAGGGCGUAUUCGAACCCGAAAAACUCGCCGAUUACAUCCACAAGAGAACCGGCAAACACGCCGUGAUUGUCAAGGUCGAGCCCGAGGAGAAAAAAGAAGACGCCGCGGCCGCGGCCGAAAAACCCAAAGAAGGGAAAGAAGCCGAGAAGAAACCCGCAGAACCCGAAAAGGCCGAAACCAAGAAGCCCGACGGGGAAGCCGCCGCAGCCGCCAAGGAAUCAGGCAGCGGAGAGGCGGCGGAUGAGGCGGCCGCAGAGGACUCGAAAUUGGAGUUGAGAAAGAAUGAAUUCAACUACUACUACCCACACAAUAAUAGUAGCUACUACUACGACCACCACCAGCAGCAGCAAGUGAAUAAUUAUCCACAGAGAGUUGUGCAAGAGUAUAAUAACUAUGCAUAUCCACCACAGAUGUUUAGUGAUGAGAAUCCAAAUGCAUGUUCUCUAAUGUGAAUAUUGUAAUUUUGGAGGGGUAAAACUGUCAUUUCAGGCUUUAAUUUUCUUGAAAUUAAACAACAUGGUGGUGUUUGUUGUGGUGGUCUACAUGUGGCCCUGUCUGUGGGCUGGUUAAUUAAUAAUCAUAGUAUAAAUCUACAGGUUGAAGAAGCUGUAGAAUUUUUUUCUACCUUUUUUUUAUUAAAUAAUAAUAAUUAUUAUUAU
Messenger RNA from Erythranthe guttata (spotted monkey flower), 1429 nucleotides. RefSeq lists its product as uncharacterized. Gene Ontology annotation, molecular function: metal ion binding. Lineage: Eukaryota; Viridiplantae; Streptophyta; Magnoliopsida; Lamiales; Phrymaceae. The record is from RefSeq and is a predicted model, not a curated record.